This is a messenger RNA of Vicia faba (fava bean), 909 nucleotides long. NCBI's taxonomy places the organism in Eukaryota, Viridiplantae, Streptophyta, Magnoliopsida, Fabales, Fabaceae. The record is from the annotation of a GenBank genome assembly.
AUGGAUCAAGGGGUGGUAGAGGGUGUGGCUGAGGUGAAAAGGGUGGUAAAAGACCAUUUUGAGGGUAGGUUCAACAAGCAAGAGAUUCCAAGACCUAAGCUAACAGGAUUGGAGUUCAAUAGAUUGUCUGAUAAGGAAAGGGUAAUGCUGGAAGAGGAAUUCUCUAGGGAGGAGAUCAAGGAGGUAGUAUUUAGCUGUAAGGGGGAUAGAAGUCCUAGACCUGAUGGAUUUAAUCUGGGUUUUAUCAAGAAAUGUUGGGAGAUAGUGGGAAAUGAGGUUGUUCUUUGUAUACAAGACUUUCACCUUAAAGAUUCACUGCCUAGAGCAUUGUCAGUCAUAUAUGGCCUUAAUUCCCAAGGUUUUAAGAUCAGUGAUGGAAUGUCAUACGAUCUGCUCCAGUUUGCUGAUGAUACUAUAUUAAUGUGUGAGGGUUCGUGGAGGAAUUUGUGGGCUAUCAAAGUGGUAUUAAGAGGAUUUGAAAUGGUUUAUGGUUUGAGAGAAAGCAUGUGGAAGAGAAAAUUUUAUGGUAUUGGUCUGGAACAUACAUUCCUACAGGAAACUUAUGAUAAGAAAGGGGUGGCGUGGAUUAGUUGGAAAAAAAUAUGCAAACGGAAAGAUGAAGGUGGCCUUGGAAUUAAAGAUAUGGAAAUGUUCAAUAAGGCUUUACUCUCAAAGUGCUUAUGGAGAUUUCUUAGUGGUGAAAAUGCAAUUUGGAAAGGUGUAUUGAAGGUAAAAUAUGAUGUACUAGCUGAUAGAAUUUUGUUGAAAAAAAGGCCAGGUAAGAAAAGGUUGGAGUCACUCUUGUGGAAAGGGGCAGGGCAGGGGUUGAGGUGUGUAAGUUCUAUGGGGUCGUGGGUUGAUAAUAGGUGGUUAUGGCAUAUUGAAGGUAAUAUUGGAGAGGACAAAUGA